AUGGCUAUUUCGGUUGCCACGUCGAAACCUCCGCGAAAUCCGCUUCCAGCCACCCGAAAGGCUAAUACAUUUGAAGCCAAGGUGACCACCAAACCGAAUUCCUGUGAUCUCUGUAUGAAGGAGAAUAACCCGGUGCGUCGAUGUCCCCGCUUCUUUCAGAUGCCGGUGCCAGAGAGGGUGGCAUACAUAAAGAAAAAGUCCCUUUGUCUGAACUGUUUCGCAAGAGGACAUCAGGUAAAAGAUUGUCCGAGUCAGCACAAUUGCUUCACGUGCAAGCGGCGUCACAAUACGCUCUUGCACAAGGAUGCACGACCGGAGAAUAGUCCAAUGCCGGUCCCAGCUCAGCCCAGCUCUCACAAUAUUGUCCGUACUUACUUUACCUCUGAGGCAAGAUUAAAGGCAAAGAUCGAUCUACUUCUUGGCAUUGAUGUCAUACCAGCGGUGACCCUUUCCGGCAUCCAGACCAAAGUGUGCGGAUCUUUAAUAACUCAAGAGACGAGAUUCGGUUGGGUCAUUUCAGGCCCGUUGCAAGGGGUCCCCGUUAGUUCGUGUGUCGCGUUCACCACGAGGGUCGCUGUUAGCAGAGAGGAGGCACUUGAAACUCUUCUCACAAAGUUUUGGGAUGUGGAAUAUCUACUGGGCAAACCGGUAGAAGUUUCUGAUUCUGUUUGCGAGGUUAAUUUCCAGAAGACCACAAGAAGAGAUGUUUCGGGGAGAUAUACGGUCUCACUUCCGUUUCGAGAUCCAACCAACAUCAACCUUGGUCAUUCCAGACCAGGGGCAUUGGCUCAGUUCCUAAAAAACGAAGGCCGGCUCCUAAAAAAUAUUGCGGCGAAAACGGAGUAUGACGCCGUCAUCCAAGAAUAUUUGGACUUGGACCAUAUGCGUCAGGUGCCAUUUGACGGCAGUAAUGACAAUUUUUAUUUGCCACAUCAUGCAGUUUUCAAGCCCGACAGCACCACAACAAAAGUACGGGUAGUCUUUAACGCCUCUAGCAAGUCCACAAACGGAAGGAUCCUGUUCCGAAAUAAAGAGGGGCAACUUGGUGAUUACGAGCUGAAUACCAUCACGUUUGGCAUUAACUGUGCUCCGUUCUUAGCCAUCCAAAUACUUCAGCAACUCGCAAGUGAUGUACAAUCCAAAUUUCCUUUGGCUAGCGAUAUUAUCAAGGCCUAUAUGUAUGUCGAUGAUGUCGUGGCAGCAACGGCAAUCGCAAUGGUCAAUGAACUUCAAGACGCUCUUGGUUCAGCUGGCUUUCCUUUGCGCAAGUGGACAUCGAAUGUGAAGAGCGUGCUCAGUUGCAUUCCAAAGUGUCAUCUGCUGAAUGCUGAUUUCCUCAAUAUCGAAGAGGCUAGCACAGCAAAAACACUGGGAAUCCGAUGGAAAGCGACUACGGAUGAGUUUUAUUUUGUCAUCUCACCCCGAGAUAUCAAGUCAGCUUAUACUAAGCGAGAAGUCCUCGGGCAGAUCGCCAAGUUAUUCGAUCCCGCUGGCUGGCUGGCCCCCUUUGUAAUUCAAGCCAAGGUGUUUAUGCAAGAGCUUUGGCUACAAGAGCUAGGGUGGGACGAUCAAUUGCCCAGUGAACUCCAUCACAGGUGGCAGGAUUUUACAAGGAGCUACUCCUUCCUUGACCAGAUCCGAAUUCCUCCAUGA
This is a messenger RNA of Drosophila willistoni, 1653 nucleotides long. RefSeq lists its product as uncharacterized. Gene Ontology annotation, molecular function: nucleic acid binding; zinc ion binding. The coding region runs from base 1 to 1653 and encodes 550 amino acids. Lineage: Eukaryota; Metazoa; Arthropoda; Insecta; Diptera; Drosophilidae. The transcript has 3 exons. The record is from RefSeq and is a predicted model, not a curated record.